UAUGAAUCCCUCCUUCACAUGAGCUGCCAGUACCACCAUCUCAUUGCCCAUAAACAAGCAGGCCAUGCCCAUAAUAUCUCUGGAAUUCUGGGAACAAAGUCAGGGGAACUUGCCAUAAUUUGUCCCGCUUAUCCUCAACCAGGCAAAAACCUUCCACCAGACUGGGCAGACACCCCUCCAAACAAAUAG
Messenger RNA from Suillus fuscotomentosus, 189 nucleotides. RefSeq lists its product as uncharacterized. Lineage: Eukaryota; Fungi; Basidiomycota; Agaricomycetes; Boletales; Suillaceae. The record is from RefSeq and is a predicted model, not a curated record. The annotation marks the transcript as partial. The transcript has a single exon.